Molecule: messenger RNA, 3087 nt
Organism: Arvicola amphibius (Eurasian water vole)
Lineage: Eukaryota; Metazoa; Chordata; Mammalia; Rodentia; Cricetidae
Gene: Elapor2
Product: endosome-lysosome associated apoptosis and autophagy regulator family member 2
Exons: 22
Coding region: 1-3087 (1028 amino acids)
Biological process (GO): positive regulation of BMP signaling pathway
Source: RefSeq, a predicted model, not a curated record
AUGCUGCUGCUCGCCCUGCGGCGGGUUCGGGGCAGGGGCUGGGGGCGACCGCCCGAGGGUCCCCGCUGCGCGCGCUCACCGCCCUGGAGCCCCGCCUGGAUUUGCUGCUGGGCGCUCGCCGCCUGCCAGGCAGCCUGGGCUGGGGACUCGCCCUCCUCGGGCCGCCCGCUUCCUGCGUGCCAGGAGAAAGAUUACCACUUUGAAUACACAGAAUGUGAUAGCACUGGUUCCAGGUGGAGGGUCGCCAUUCCGAAUUCUGCAGUGGAUUGCUCUGGCCUGCCUGACCCAGUGAGAGGCAAAGAAUGCACUUUCUCCUGUGCCUCUGGAGAGUAUCUAGAAAUGAAGAACCAGGUAUGCAGUAAGUGUGUCGAAGGCACCUACUCCUUGGGCAGUGGCAUCAAAUUUGAUGAAUGGGAUGAGCUACCGGCGGGAUUUUCCAACGUUGCCACAUUCAUGGACACUGUGGUGGGCCCUUCUGACAGCAGGCCAGGUGGCUGUAACAACUCUUCUUGGCUUCCUCGUGGGAACUAUAUAGAGUCUAACCGGGAUGACUGCACCGUGUCUCUGAUCUACGCCGUGCACCUGAAGAAGUCAGGCUAUGUCUUCUUUGAGUACCAGUAUGUGGACAACAACAUCUUCUUUGAGUUCUUUAUUCAGAAUGACCAGUGCCAGGAGAUGGAUGCCACCAUAGACAAGUGGGUGAAACUCACAGACAAUGGAGAAUGGGGCUCCCAUUCUGUGAUGCUGAAAUCAGGCACAAACAUUCUGUACUGGAGGACGACAGGCAUCCUUAUGGGCUCUAAGGCAGUCAAGCCCGUGCUAGUAAAAAAUAUCACCAUCGAAGGGGUGGCAUACACCUCAGAGUGCUUCCCGUGCAAGCCAGGCACUUUCAGCAACAAGCCAGGCUCAUUUAACUGCCAACUGUGCCCCAGAAACACCUAUUCUGAGAAGGGUGCUAAAGAAUGCACAAGGUGUAAGGAGGACUCUCAAUUUUCAGAAGAAGGAGCCAGUGAGUGUGUGGAUCGCCCACCCUGCACGACCAAGGACUAUUUCCAGAUCCAUACCCCAUGUGACGAAGAAGGCAAGACACAGAUAAUGUAUAAGUGGAUCGAGCCGAAAAUCUGCAGGGAGGAUCUCACGGAUGCUAUCAGACUGCCCCCUUCUGGAGAGAAGAAGGAUUGUCCUCCUUGCAACCCAGGAUUCUAUAACAAUGGAUCUUCUUCUUGCCAUCCCUGCCCUUCUGGGACAUUUUCAGAUGGAACAAAGGAGUGCAAGCCGUGUCCAGCAGGAACAGAGCCAGCGCUUGGGUUUGAGUACAAAUGGUGGAACGUCCUCCCUGCCAACAUGAAAACUUCCUGCUUCAAUGUUGGGAACUCCAAGUGUGAUGGAAUGAACGGUUGGGAGGUGGCUGGAGAUCACAUCCAGAGCGGAGCUGGGGGCUCUGACAAUGACUACCUCAUCUUAACCUUGCACAUCCCAGGAUUUAAACCACCAACAUCUAUGACAGGAGCCACAGGUUCUGAGCUAGGAAGAAUAACCUUUGUCUUUGAGACCCUCUGCUCAGCUGACUGUGUUCUGUACUUCAUGGUGGAUAUAAAUAGAAAAAGCACCAAUGUGGUGGAAUCAUGGGGAGGAACCAAAGAAAAGCAAGCGUAUACCCACAUCAUCUUCAAGAACGCAACAUUUACAUUCACAUGGGCAUUCCAGAGAACGAACCAAGGUCAAGACAACAGACGUUUCAUCAAUGAUGUGGUGAAGAUUUAUUCUAUCACAGCCACCAAUGCAGUCGAUGGGGUGGCCUCGUCAUGCCGUGCCUGUGCCCUGGGUUCCGAGCAGUCCGGCUCAUCGUGCGUGCCCUGCCCCCCAGGCCACUACAUCGAGAAGGAAACCAACCAGUGCAAGGAGUGCUCAGCUGACACCUACUUGUCCAUCCAUCAGGUCUACGGCAAGGAGGCUUGCAUUCCCUGUGGGCCUGGGAGUAAAAGCACUCAGGAUCACUCCACUUGCUACAGUGACUGCUUUUUCUACUAUGAGAAGGAAAAUCGGAGCUUGCACUAUGACUUUCGCAACCUCAGCGGUGUGGGUUCACUAAUGAAUGGCCCCAGCUUUACCUCCAAGGGAACGAAAUACUUCCAUUUCUUCAAUAUCAGUCUGUGUGGGCAUGAGGGGAGAAAGAUGGCUCUCUGUACCAACAACAUCUCAGACUUCGCAGCGAAGGAAGUGGUGAUGGGGUCAGACGAUGACACAAAUUUAGUUGGGGCAUUUGUAUGCCAGUCCACUAUCAUUCCUUCUGAGAGCAAGGGCUUCCGGGCAGCUCUGUCAUCCCAGUCUAUUAUUCUGGCAGACACGUUUCUAGGAGUCACCGUUGAAGCUGCCUUGCAAAAUGUUAAUAUCAAGGAAGACAUGUUCCCAGUGCCAUCGAGUCACAUUCCAGAUGUGCAUUUCUUUUAUAAGUCUUCCACAGCCACCACCUCUUGUAUCAAUGGCCGAUCGACCGCUGUGAAAAUGAGGUGUAAUCCCAUGAGACCCGGCGCAGGUGUGAUUUCAGUCCCCAGCAAGUGUCCAGCUGGCACCUGUGAUGGCUGUGCAUUCUACUUCCUAUGGGAGAGUGCAGAGGCUUGCCCUCUGUGCACAGAACAUGACUUCCAUGAAAUUGAGGGAGCCUGCAAAAGAGGGUUUCAGGAAACAUUGUAUGUAUGGAACGAACCUAAGUGGUGCAUUAAAGGGAUUGCUUUACCUGAGAAAAAGCUGUCAGCCUGUGAAACAGUAGACUUCUGGCUGAAAGUGGGAGCUGGCGCGGGGGCGUUCACAGCCGUUUUAUUGGUGGCUUUAACAUGCUACUUUUGGAAAAAGAAUCAAAAGCUGGAAUACAAAUAUUCUAAAUUAGUAAUGACGACUAACUCAAAAGAGUGUGAACUCCCAGCGGCAGACAGCUGCGCUAUCAUGGAAGGAGAAGAUAACGAAGAGGAUGUUGUGUAUUCCAACAAACAAUCGCUGCUAGGAAAACUUAAAUCUUUGGCCACGAAGGAAAAAGAUGACCACUUUGAAUCUGUUCAGCUGAAGUCCUCAAGAUGCCCCAAUAUAUGA